Molecule: messenger RNA, 773 nt
Organism: Linum trigynum
Lineage: Eukaryota; Viridiplantae; Streptophyta; Magnoliopsida; Malpighiales; Linaceae
Source: the annotation of a GenBank genome assembly
CACCAAACAAACUACUCAUUCCUUUUCACUCUCAUAUCUUACUUACUACCUGAAGCAAUUUCAACUCCUCCCAACUCGUUGGAAACACAAAGUGAUCAUAUUGUCUCACUGUACCUUCUUCUUUUGGGCCAAUUAAGAAAGAUGAGGAGCAGCAGCAGCAGCAGAACAUCGUCAUCGUCAGCAUCUGAUUUGGCCUCGUCGUGCAGAAGGUCAACAACGACUAAGAGGCCGAAGAUGACGAUGUCGUCGUGCGGGAAGCUGGGGAAGUACCUGAAGCAACAACAGGGCCGCCUCUACGUUAUCAGGAGAUGCGUCGUCAUGCUCGUCUGCUGGCGGGAUUGACUGAUUUUUACAAUUUUCUGAUAAAAGUGUAAAUACCAUUCACAGAGGCAGAGUACUUACUAGCUAGCUAUAGAUUCAUUCAUAUUAAUAAGAAGCAGAACCUCGAUUUGUUUGUUUCUUCAUGAUUUGAUUUUCUCGCAUUUGCUUUACUAAUUCAGCUCAAGAUGUAAAGAUCCGCCGAGUUGCUUCAGUUCUGCUCUACUUCCAUUCACUCUACAUAUGGUCAUUUGAGUGCACUUUUCCUCCAUCACUUCCUCACAAGAGAAGAGAGACAAAUAGACAAUCAUUUGUAUUGCAAGUUGCAAACAGGGGAUUGUCAAUGGUGUCCCUCAAUAGUGAGGGACUCUUGUAUCAAGUAUCCAACUUGCUCCCUUUCAAGCUAGCUCCGUCCCUGACUGCUCAGAGCCGUUCAAUAAAAUAUGGAAAAAUCA